Suillus paluster is the source of this 811-nucleotide messenger RNA. RefSeq lists its product as uncharacterized. The transcript is spliced from 4 exons. The record is from RefSeq and is a predicted model, not a curated record. The coding region runs from base 94 to 495 and encodes 133 amino acids. Lineage: Eukaryota; Fungi; Basidiomycota; Agaricomycetes; Boletales; Suillaceae.
ACUUAAGCCUCUUUCAUCCUCUAAUUCACAGCGCCUGGAUGGCCGCCGUACUACCCUUUUUUAUUACUUAGUAUAAGUUCAUUUACAGACAUCAUGAGUCGGAUGGAGUCUGUUCUACAGUCCUCCCAAGCUCCAACAGCCUUGCCUGUUGAUGUCGUAUCUGCUUUACACACGUUACAUGAAUUUGUGGCUACCGCAACAUCCAUUCCUCCGCAAAUUAUUGUCACAUGUAGAGAUGAUAAACGUGCGUUUGGAAGAGCGGCGUUACAAGCCAUGAGCUACAGGAAGGCAGUCGAUAUGUUCAUCACUAGAUUUGCCACAAAGGAAGACUGGUGGAUAUCUGAGUAUCGGUACAAGCCCGAAGAAGAUGAUGACGGUAUGGUCAUCCUCGACGAGCGGGGAUGGUCAGAACUCAUUGGCAAUGUUGUGAAGUUGACGAUCAUCUUCACGUCGCUCAAAUUCACCGUCACGGCGGCGCAAUCCUCAAAAGCAUGAUUUAAUACGGCAGGCGAUAGGGACUAUAAUGAACAGAUCAACGAGUAUCUUCCACGGAGUGUAACAGAAAUGUGUAUAUUCCAUUUUGGUUGUAGCUUUCACCACUAUCUAGAAAACCGUCAUCGCCAAAUGCACAAAACAAAAGGCAUAGUGCUGCUAGCGAAAGUGAAGCUGGAGGAUCCUUCUGCGCCGAAGAUUUAUGUCCCUUCCUCAUGAGUAAGAGUGGAAGAGUGAUAAGGAAUCGGCAAGGUUGGAAGAACAAAAACUGCAGUUCGUCGCAAACUUAUGUGGCUCGGUAAACUCCGGAGAAUCGGAC